CUUCUCGUAGAAUGGCAAAAGGUGGAAAGAACUACAACCCCGCAGACGCGUACCGAAAAGCCCAGCGAAAGAAAGAAGUAGCCAAAAACAAGGAGUCCCGAAAACAGGCAAAGGAGCUCGCUACGGUCAAGAAGGAUACGUCGGAGUACGAGGCUGAGAUCCUUAGGCUUUCUGAACAAGAGAAGACCACCCCCCUCUCCUUAGCGCAAAAAUCCCGUCUUCAAGACCUACAAUCCGAAGUGUCCCGGAUAAACCACGCGAAAGAAGUGUUCCUCCAAGCCCACCCAGAGCAGCGCAGGCUCGUGCACGCCUCCAGACCGAGGCAGGCGAACCCGCAUGGGGAAGUGAGGGAAGAUAGGAGUCUGUUUGGGAAGAAUGGACUGCCGCUGAGGCCUGAGAGGAGCGUGUAUUAUCAUCCUGUUAUGAACCAGUGGGGGAUGCCACCGCCAGGCAUGCCAUAUGUUGAACGCGACCCGACCCCAGAAGCAGACGACAUGCAGCAAGACUCCGAUUCCUCCUUCGACGCCGCCUCCCCCUCUGCAGAAGGUCUCGAUCUCGAGAAGCUCGAAUCUAUCCCCCUCCCCCCAGGGCCCGCACCACGCAAGUUCAUAGGCCUCCCGCCUUUGCCAAAAGGUCCACCGCCGAUGCCUCCCCCCCUCCCGCCUGGGAUGGGGAUGCAUGCUCCGCCUAUGCCUGUGCCUAUGCAUGGGUUUGGGUUUGGGCCUAUGGCGGUGCCUGGACCUGCAGGGGCGCAGAUGCCGAUGCCGCAGGGGUAUCUUCCCCAAGGAGUGACCUCCGCAGCUCCGGUAACGUAUUCCCAUGCCCUGCCCCAACCUCAACCCCCCCACCCGCACCCGCACCCCCAGUCUCUCCCGCUUCCCCCCGCUUCCCUCCCCCCGAAACCUGCAGAAACGCGCCCAGAGCCCCUGCCUGCUGGCCCUGGAGGAAGCGCAGGGGCGACCAUCUCCGCCCCUGCGGAACUGAGGGACUUGAAGAGGGAGGCGACGGCGUUCGUUCCGAUGGCGGUGAGGAAGGCGGGGGCUGUGGGGAAGUAG
This is a messenger RNA of Dacryopinax primogenitus, 1055 nucleotides long. RefSeq lists its product as uncharacterized. Lineage: Eukaryota; Fungi; Basidiomycota; Dacrymycetes; Dacrymycetales; Dacrymycetaceae. The transcript is spliced from 6 exons. Bases 12 to 1055 code for a protein of 347 amino acids. Gene Ontology annotation, biological process: RNA processing. The record is from RefSeq and is a predicted model, not a curated record.